Drosophila willistoni is the source of this 1645-nucleotide messenger RNA. It is a transcript of the gene Sh3beta, whose product is annotated as SH3 domain-binding glutamic acid-rich protein homolog. The coding region runs from base 113 to 1474 and encodes 453 amino acids. NCBI's taxonomy places the organism in Eukaryota, Metazoa, Arthropoda, Insecta, Diptera, Drosophilidae. Gene Ontology annotation, cellular component: cytoplasm. The transcript has 5 exons. The record is from RefSeq and is a predicted model, not a curated record.
UUUUUUUUCAGUGUAGUAUCAUCAUUAUUACGGACGGAUAUAAAAGCGAGAAUCGCCGAAAAAAGAAUUAAAUUAACACUUGAGAAACGGACAAACGAAUUAAAUUGCAAAAAUGGUAUUAAAAGUCUAUGUCAGCGGUAUGUCCGGUAACAAGGAGGUGAAGAAACGCCAACAGCGUGUUCUGAUGAUCUUGGAUAGCAAGAACAUCCAAUAUGACACUGUGGAUAUCACAGAGCCCGGCAAGGAGGGUGAAAAGGAGUUAAUGCAAAACAAAUCGACCAGCAAUGGUGGCACAGUCAGUGAUCCUGAGCCAAGGCAUCCAUUGCCACCGCAAAUAUUUAACGAUGAGGAAUAUUGCGGAGAUUACGAUGCCUUCGAUAUGGCCAAUGAGAUUGACACACUGGAGGUGUUCUUGAAACUGGCCCCUGCAGAUACGACAGCGGUGAGCAGUGCUCAGAUUGAAUUGAAACAGGAGAACGGUGAGGCGAAGAAGACGGAGGAGACAGCGGAGGACGAGGAAACGAAGUCACCAGCAGCCACAGAAGAUACGGAAACCAGUGGUGAUGCAGAUGCUGCUGCGUCUGCUGCCAAUGGUGAUUCGGCCGAGAAGCCAGAGAAAAAUGACGAAGAUGGCAAUGACGAGGCCGAGGGCGAAGUCAAGGACAAGGGUGAGGACGAUGAAUCCUCUGAUGCUGUCGAUGUCGAUAAAAAAGAUGGGGAUAGCGAAGAAAAGACUGAAACCGUCGAAGGUGAAGGUGAUGUAGGAUCUGAGCCCAAAGUAACAAACAAUGACGAGGAGGCUAAGCAAACGGACACAACAGACAAAGAGGAUGACGAUGACGAGGACGGCGGUUCAAAGGAUGGCGAAGAUGAUGCCGAAAAGGAGGAGAAAUCCAAGGAGGAUGAGGAGACGAAGGAAGAGAGCGCUGAAAAGGUAAAGGAAGAGGAGGAUAAUAAAGUAGACUCCGAUAAGAAUGAAGAAGAAACAAAAUCAGACGACGAUGAGGAGGAUGUAGAUAAAGAAGAAGAUGGCGAAGAAACGAAAAAGGGAGAAGAGGAGACAACAGAUAAAGAGCCAAAAGCCGAAGAAGAUGCCAAAGAAGCUGAAUCCACAGAAAAAACAGAAAACGAUGAGUCCGAUAAGAAGGAAACGGAAGAAGAGGAAUCUGCCAAAACAGACGAAGCUGAAAACGAAGAUUCUGAUGAAAAGAAAACUGAAGAAGAAAAUCAAGAAGAUGAACCCGCCAAAAUAGAGGAGCAACAAAGCGAAGAAUCUGAUGAGAAGAAAACGGAAGACAUAGUAAAGGAAGAAACCGAAAAGGAAAAUGAAUCAAAAGAAGAGAUCGAUGCUGCGACUAAAGAGUCUGAAAACGAUAACGAUGAGAAGAAAGAUACAGAUGAAAUAACAGCAGCACCCGCUAAAGAAGCCUCCUCCGACGAAUCUUCUGCCGAAGAGAGUGAAACCGACGAAUAAUAGUGUCAAGGAAACUCAAUGAAAUGGAAAACCGUUGCAAAAGAAACUAAACAUGAUCAUAACCAUUCACCCCCAACGCACACGCACAUACAUGCCUACACCCACGCACAUUCAUGCACAUUACAAGUAAAAUAAUGUAAAUAAAAACAAAAAAACAAACAACAACAAGAA